AUGGCCCGUGCAAGAGAGGAAUACCUGAUGACCACAGUCAUCAUCCCCAACCCGGUCGACAUCUCUAGGCAAGACCCGCGCUCCCAGAACCCCAAGCAAGAUCGGUUCAUACAUCACAGACCAGACCAGACUGGAUCCCGUCAGAAAGAUCUGAAACCCGGUAAUUUUCAGAAAGAUCUGAAACCCGGUGAUUUUCAGAAAGAUCUGAAACCCGGUAAUUUUCAGAAAGAUCUGAAACCCGGUAAUUUUCAGAAAGAUCUGAAACCCGAUGUUACUGUGACGGGUGACGUGGCUGGUGUUCCAGACGCUACUGUGACGGGUGACGUGGCUGGUGUUCCAGAUGCUACUGUGACGGGUGACGUGGCUGGUGUUCCAGACGCUACUGUGACGGGUGACGUGGCUGGUGUUCCAGAUGCUACUGUGACGGGUGACGUGGCUGGUGUUCCAGACGCUACUGUGACGGGUGACGUGGCUGGUGUUCCAGACGCUACUGUGACGGGUGACGUGGCUGGUGUUCCAGAUGCUACUGUAUAA
This is a messenger RNA of Procambarus clarkii (red swamp crayfish), 534 nucleotides long. The record is from RefSeq and is a predicted model, not a curated record. NCBI's taxonomy places the organism in Eukaryota, Metazoa, Arthropoda, Malacostraca, Decapoda, Cambaridae.